Messenger RNA from Balaenoptera acutorostrata (minke whale), 3363 nucleotides. It is a transcript of the gene SEC63, whose product is annotated as SEC63 homolog, protein translocation regulator. The transcript is spliced from 21 exons. Lineage: Eukaryota; Metazoa; Chordata; Mammalia; Artiodactyla; Balaenopteridae. Gene Ontology annotation, biological process: SRP-dependent cotranslational protein targeting to membrane; post-translational protein targeting to endoplasmic reticulum membrane. Gene Ontology annotation, molecular function: transmembrane protein transporter activity; RNA binding. The coding region runs from base 140 to 2422 and encodes 760 amino acids. The record is from RefSeq and is a predicted model, not a curated record. Gene Ontology annotation, cellular component: Sec62/Sec63 complex.
CGUGAGAGUAGCGUGGGGGCGGGGAGGAGAGGCGGCGGCGCAGGAGCUACGCCACACGCGGCCGGGGCGCUGGGAGUCCGAAAGCAGAGCGGGGUCGUGGCGGCGGUGGUGAGAAGAGGGAGGCGGAGGAGGGGGUGCCAUGGCGGGGCAGCAGUUCCAGUACGAUGACAGCGGGAACACCUUCUUCUACUUCCUCACCUCCUUCGUGGGGCUCAUCGUGAUCCCGGCCACAUACUACCUCUGGCCCCGAGAUCAGAAUGCCGAGCAAAAUCGAUUAAAGAAUAUCAGAAAAGUAUAUGGAAGAUGUAUGUGGUAUCGUUUACGGUUAUUAAAACCUCAGCCAAAUAUUAUUCCUACAGUAAAGAAAAUAGUUCUGCUUGCAGGAUGGGCAUUGUUAUUAUUCCUUACAUACAAAGUUUCCAAAACAGACCGAGAAUAUCAAGAAUACAAUCCUUAUGAAGUAUUAAAUUUGGAUCCCGGGGCAACAGUAGCAGAAAUUAAGAAACAGUAUCGUUUGCUGUCACUUAAGUAUCAUCCAGAUAAAGGAGGUGAUGAAGUUAUGUUCAUGAGGAUAGCAAAAGCUUAUGCAGCUUUAACUGAUGAAGAGUCCCGGAAAAAUUGGGAAGAGUUUGGAAAUCCAGAUGGGCCUCAAGCCACGAGCUUUGGAAUUGCCCUGCCAGCUUGGAUAGUUGACCAGAAAAAUUCAAUUUUGGUUUUACUUGUAUAUGGAUUGGCAUUCAUGGUUAUCCUUCCAGUUGUUGUGGGCUCUUGGUGGUAUCGCUCAAUACGCUAUAGUGGAGACCAGAUUCUAAUACGCACAACACAGAUUUAUACAUACUUUGUUUAUAAAACCCGAAAUAUGGAUAUGAAACGGCUUAUCAUGGUCUUGGCUGGAGCCUCUGAAUUUGAUCCUCAGUAUAACAAGGAUGCCACAAGCAGACCAACAGAUAAUAUUCUAAUACCUCAGCUAAUCAGAGAAAUUGGCAGCAUUAAUUUAAAGAAGAAUGAGCCGCCACUUACCUGCCCAUAUAGCCUGAAGGCCAGAGUUCUUUUACUGUCUCAUCUUGCUAGAAUGAAAAUUCCUGAGACCCUUGAAGAAGAUCAGCAAUUUAUGCUGAAAAAAUGCCCUGCCCUACUUCAAGAAAUGGUUAAUGUAAUCUGCCAACUAAUAAUAAUGGCCCGGAGCCGUGAAGAAAGGGAGUUUCGUGCUCCAACUUUGGCAUCCCUGGAAAACUGCAUGAAGCUUUCCCAGAUGGCUGUGCAAGGCCUUCAGCAGUUUAAGUCUCCCCUUCUGCAGCUCCCUCACAUUGAAGAAGACAAUCUUAGAAGGGUUUCUAAUCAUAAAAAGUACAAAAUUAAGACUAUCCAGGAUUUGGUGAGUUUAAAAGAAUCAGAUCGUCACAAUCUAUUGCACUUCCUUGAAGAUGAAAAGUAUGAAGAGGUUAUGGCUGUCCUUGGGAGUUUCCCAUUUGUGACCAUGGACAUAAAAUCACAGGUAUUGGAUGAUGAAGAUAGCAACAACAUCACAGUAGGAUCCUUAGUUACAGUGUUGGUUAAAUUGACAAGGCAAACAAUGGCAGAAGUAUUUGAAAAGGAGCAGUCCAUCUGUGCUGCAGAGGAACAGCCAGCAGAAGAUGGGCAGGGUGAUACUAACAAGAACAGAACAAAAGGAGGAUGGCAACAGAAGAGUAAAGGACCCAAGAAAACAGCUAAAUCAAAAAAAAAGAAACCUUUAAAAAAAAAACCUACACCUGUGCCCUUAUCACAACCAAAGCAACAGAAACAAAAGCAGGCUAACGGAGUCGUUGGGAGCGAAGCUGCAGUAAAGGAAGAUGAAGAAGAAGUUUCUGACAAAGGCAGUGACUCUGAGGAAGAAGAAACCAAUAGAGACUCUCAAAGUGAAAAAGAUGAUGGUAGUGACAGAGACUCUGAUAGAGAGCAAGAUGAAAAACAAAACAAGGAUGAUGAAGCAGAGUGGCAAGAAUUACAACAAAGUAUACAGCGAAAGGAGCGAGCUCUACUGGAAACCAAAUCAAAGAUAACACACCCUGUUUAUAGUCUUUACUUUCCUGAGGAAAAACAAGAAUGGUGGUGGCUUUAUAUCGCAGAUAGGAAGGAACAAACGUUAAUAUCUAUGCCAUACCAUGUGUGCACACUAAAAGAUAUGGAAGAGGUAGAACUGAAGUUUCCUGCACCAGGAAAGCCUGGAAAUUAUCAAUAUACAGUGUUUCUAAGAUCAGACUCCUAUAUGGGUUUGGAUCAGAUUAAACCAUUGAAGUUGGAAGUUCAUGAGGCUAAGCCUGUGCCAGAAAAUCACCCACAGUGGGAUACAGCAGUAGAGGGGGAUGAAGACCAGGAGGACAGCGAGGGCUUUGAAGAUAGCUUUGAGGAAGAGGAAGAAGAGGAGGAAGAUGAUGACUAAGCAGUACUAUGAAUGGACCACAACAUUUGCACAUAUUUGCAAAUUUUUGCUGUUUUGGAAGUGUGUAAUAAACCAGAAACAGUGCAGAACUGAUGUUGAGGGAGGUGUUAGUUCUUUACUAGAAAUGGGUGCAUAAUAUAACUAGGCAGUGGUGGUGCCUUGGUACAGUCUGAAAAAUGCUUAAGGCUUGUGAAAGCCUUUCAAGUAUGGGCUGGUGCAUUUAUUUCAUCUGAAAAUGAUAAUAAACCCUUUGUUAUAACUGUCCAGAAGUGUGGGCUAUGUAUUAUCUGAUCAUUUGUGGUCCCAGUGAAAGUAAAGGUACAUGAAAAACAAUCUAUAAAUGAGCGACUUUUCUUUGUUUAGCUUUAGUUUUAACAAACGUUAAAGUAUGAUAAACACCACAAAUGUUUUAAGUAACAUCUGCUCAAGUUUUAAUCUCUUGGUAAGCUCUAUUAUUCAUUUAUUGACAUUUUGCAGUGAUACAAGAGUAUUUAUAACAGCUCCAUUCAUAGCUUUAAACAUUUUAUUUUUGCCUAUCUUGGUCGUAAGUUGGCAUUCUGUCACAUUCCACAUAAUAUAGAGGGCUACGUUUUGGGAUUUUCCUUUUCUUAAUUGCCCAGAGUUAUCAGAUUAUAAAAAUGGCUUUUAAUGGCUUAAAACAUUUUUAAGCCUCUAUUUUAGCAGAUCAAUACAGGAUCUAAUUCUUUUUAUAAGCUAUAGAUCUAAAAAUGAUUGUGGGACCAUAUGUUCUCUGAUAUUGGUGACUUACGUUAUUAAACCUUUUUUAAAAGGUUCAUUAUAAAAGCUGAAAUACAUUCUUAGCUUUUAAUCUACCUGACUCUAUCAGAAGCCUUUUAAGGAAAAAUAUAACAUGCAAACGAGGCAUUUUUUUGUAUUCAUUUUGGACUCCUGUCAAUAAAAUAGAAAUUUGACUCACUUUA